AAAACAAAAAACAAAAAAAAACAAAUGAAUUAUAAAUAGAUUACUGGGUCGCGUACUCCAAUUCCUCAACCAAACGUCUUUUCCCCCGUUCUUGAGAUAGAGAGAGGGAGAGAGAUGGCAGUAAAUCGGAGCAAGAAAAUGGUGCUCGGCCGGCUACUGCCGCCGGUGCUCCUGCUGCUUCUUCUGUUUAUGGCGGCGCAAUCAACGGAGGCCCGUCGUCAACUUCCCCGAAUUGGUGGGGCAUCUCCUCCGCCGCCAACUAUAUUCUCCCCGGCGUCUCGACCACCGCCACCGUAUUGGACAAUCGCCCCGCCGUAUCCUGCUCGGGGAAGCGUGUCUCCGCCUGGAAGGAAAGGAUGAAGCUAGCGACAAAUUACGAGCAAGAAAAAGACGACAGUCAAUGAAGAAGAAAGAGUACUCGAUCGCCUGGCCUUAGUGAUUUGUUUGUGUACUUUAUUAACGUAAUGGAGACUUCGAACCAAUAUAAUAAGUUGUUGAGAAAUGUACGGUUGUUUAUUCAUGUAAUAAUAAUUGGUGAUUAUUCAUACAAAUAAUAAUGGUUGUUCA
Molecule: messenger RNA, 567 nt
Organism: Linum tenue
Lineage: Eukaryota; Viridiplantae; Streptophyta; Magnoliopsida; Malpighiales; Linaceae
Source: the annotation of a GenBank genome assembly